Nanorana parkeri is the source of this 2907-nucleotide messenger RNA. It is a transcript of the gene NUMB, whose product is annotated as NUMB, endocytic adaptor protein. The coding region runs from base 226 to 2256 and encodes 676 amino acids. Gene Ontology annotation, molecular function: cadherin binding. The transcript has 12 exons. The record is from RefSeq and is a predicted model, not a curated record. NCBI's taxonomy places the organism in Eukaryota, Metazoa, Chordata, Amphibia, Anura, Dicroglossidae.
GAAACGCUUACUGUGUUUGGGCGGUACUUUCGUUGGGUGGUGACUCGGCGGCUGUAAGCAGCGGUAGCUGUCGGGUUAGGUUGUGCCCAGGCAGGUAAGCGAGACCUGGGAAGUGGAGCUGGGGUUGGGAAGAAGGAGCUGCCGCCGCCCCUCAGGUGAGUUCCAGUGAUAGAAUAAACCGCUUUGACAUUGGUAGUGAGGAGUGGACUACAAAGGUUGUCAAAGAUGAACAAACUGCGUCAGAGUUUCCGGCGGAAGAAAGAUGUCUAUGUUCCAGAAGCCAGCCGACCCCACCAGUGGCAAACGGAUGAAGAAUCUGUCAGGACUGGAAAGUGUAGCUUUCAGGUGAAGUACCUUGGACACGUGGAAGUAGAUGAAUCCCGAGGCAUGCACAUUUGUGAAGAUGCAGUGAAAAGAUUAAAAUCCGAAAGGAAAUUCUUCAAAGGCUUCUUUGCAAAAACCGGCAAGAAGGCAAUCAAGGCCGUACUGUGGGUUUCAGCCGAUGGACUUAGAGUUGUGGACGAGAAGACAAAGGAUCUUUUAGUAGACCAAACAAUAGAGAAAGUGUCAUUCUGUGCUCCGGACAGGAAUUUUGACAGAGCGUUCUCGUAUAUCUGUCGUGAUGGAACAACAAGAAGAUGGAUUUGCCACUGUUUUAUGGCUGUUAAGGACACGGGGGAGAGGUUAAGCCAUGCUGUUGGAUGUGCCUUUGCUGCCUGUCUCGAGAGAAAACAAAAACGUGAAAAAGAAUGCGGUGUGACUGCUACCUUUGAUGCCAGCAGAACCACCUUUACACGAGAAGGCUCAUUUAGAGUUACUACUGCCACAGAACAGGCAGAGAGAGAGGAAAUCAUGAAACAGAUUCAAGAUUCAAAGAAAGGUGUGGAUGCUGAAUUAAAAAUGGUGGCAUCGGCUGUCUCUGCUGCUACUACUAUUACUACUGCUGCUGCUACUGUGACUUUGGCCCCUGCUCCAGUGCUGCAAACUUCACCAACAUCUGAGGUCCAUAUAUACCAGGAUAGCAAAGAUAUGAACUACCCCCAUGCAAUUCCACGCAGACAUGCCCCUGUUGAACAGUUAGCCAGGCAAGGCUCAUUCAGGGGAUUUCCUGCCCUCAGCCAGAAAAUGUCCCCAUUUAAACGUCAGCUUUCUCUGCGUAUCAAUGAAUUACCAUCAACAGUGCAGAGGAAGACAGAUUUCCAAAUCACAAACCCAGUUGCUGAAAUGGAAGGAGAGGCUGACAGCAUCAGCGCCUUGUGUUCCCAGAUAACCAAUACAUUCAGCGGUCCAACAGAAGACCCAUUCACAUCAGCUCCUAUGACCAAACCAACCACUCCACAGUCUCCACCAUUCGAAGUAAAUGGCACCACUUCUGCAUUCACGCUGCCUGCCCCUAAACCUGCACCAGUCACUGUGGCCCCCACAACAGCACCAGUUCGGGAGACUAAUCCAUGGGCACAUGCCCCUACAGCUGCUGCCUUACAAGUUACUAGCACAGGAGCAGCACCUGUAGCCACAGUAGUAGGACCCGAGUUCACAUCUAGUCCAGCCUUGGUCCAGUCGAAUCACAAGCGAACUCCUUCAGAAGCUGACCGCUGGCUUGAGGAGGUGUCUAAAACGGUCAAAGCUCAGCAACGCCAGUCCCCUGUGCCUGUCUCUGUCCCUCUUCCUGUUCCUGCCCCUGUGCUCCAGCCUCAACCUUUACUGCAACCUGUUGUUGCUGCUGCACCAAAUCCAACUCAGUCUUACCCAUCAAAUGCAUUUAUACCUCCACCUACAGUGCAAGUUGCCAUAGUUCCCUCUUUACCACCUACCUUCAUGCCUGUGCAGCAACCAUACACUGUGGCUAAUGGAAUGAGCUACGCAGCUUCCAGUGUUCCCGUUGUCGGCAUCACACCUUCACAAAUGGUUGCUAAUGUAUUUGGAGCUGCAGGUCACCCACCUGUAUUUCAGCAGAAGCCUUCACCGGGUCUGGUCAAGCAACAGACUUUCCCCACGUAUGAGACAAACAGCACCACUAGCAGUCCCUUUUUCAAGCCAGCUGUCAAGCAGCAAAAUGGUUCAGUGGCAUUCAACGGAGUAGAAAACAGUGGCUGGGAUUUGGGUGCUAAGCAAGGGCCACCAUCAUCCGCAGCCAUUGACCCAUUCGAAGCCCAGUGGGCUGCUUUAGAAAGCAAAUCAAAGUCUCGUGGAAACCCAUCACCAACAAACCCUUUCUCCAGCGAACUCCAGAAGACUUUUGAAAUAGAACUCUAAAGCAGCAACUAACCUAUCAGAGACUGGCCUAAAGAUUCAGACACACUUUGCCAUAAAUGUUCUAUGAGAUAUAUGGAAAAAGGACCAAUGAUGGACAUGAAAGCUGCAGUACUCACCAAAUCUGUAUUCGGUGAAGACCUGUGGGGAAAAUCCACUGUUCUUCCUCCAGAUCAUUCAUAGGCUUACCUAACAAGCAAGUCACAGAAGAUUUUUUUUUUUUAUUGUGGUCAUGAAGUGGAAGAGUCAAAAUGUACUUUUUAUUUUUUUCCUGGAAAGACACAUGGCCACAAACAAUAGACAUGACUCUCUGCAAAGCAGUAUAGCAGUGCCUGAGCUUCCACAGCAAAAUAAGAGAAUAUAUAUGUAUAUAUGAAGAUUGGGGGUGGUAAUACUGGGGAUAUGUUAAUCCCUGGUCUGCUCGGUACUUAGGGGUGUAAUGCACUUCAGAUCACUGAAUUGUAACCCCUCUACUGGCAGAUAAGGGAAUAAAGCCAAAAUCUUUAUUUUUAUGCAUUACAAAUAUUUUAAAUAGUUUUGGGUUAAUUAAUGGUCGUCGAAGUUUGUAAGUAAUCUUGCCAAAGGUUAAAAUGAAACGGUUGAUUCAGUUGCUAGUAACUGUACAUAAUAAUUGAUUUAGCUGCUAAUUCUUAC